CAACAAAAUCGAAACCACGCUGCCCUCUCCCAGGUGGAGUGUCGCGCAAACAUGGGACGUAAGCCGAACGCCUUGAUCCUCGAGUUCUUCGAGAGAGGCGCCAAGUUGGCCGACCAGAGCAACAGAUACGAACACAGCUGUAAAAGAUGCGGCGAGGUGUUUCCCAAAGGAAGACCCGACAGUUUGACACGCCAUUUGUUUGAAAAAUGCCCAAACAUCACCGACGAGGACCGCUCACGCGCUUUGUGGCAGCCCGCCGACAAUUAUACCGCCUCGAACAACACAACUCCCCAAUCAGAUGGAGAUCUUCCUCUGAUGCCACGCCGUGAACCCUCGGGUCUAGACGCACUUGCCGAAGUCUCGCGUCAACUGCAGGCCAAUGGUCAGCACGAAGAGGCUCUGGUAGCCCAACUGAGACAGCACAUGGACCAAGAGAAGGACAACGGCCCCUUGAUGCACACGGCAAGUGCUGCUACGGAUUUGGCCCAGCAGUUGCACCCUAAGAAGUCAAGAAAGCGCAGAGCUGAAUCUGACGCUGCUCCACAACGCCAGCACCCGCUGCCACACCCGAAUUCACACUUGCAUUCACACUUGCAUUCGCAUCAACAUACCCAUGCCCAUCAACACGUGGAUCCGCAACUACAACAGUCCGAAGACUACUCCUCCUUCGUCAAUCACAUCGAAGACGCCCCUUCUCAGCACUCGCCUCAGCAGUCCCAGUCGUCUCAGCAACACCAACGUCAGCAGUCACAACAGCCUCAGCAGCUUCAAAACACACCACAAGCACAACAGUCUCAGCAGCCACACCUACCCGUACAGCAACCAGCACAGCCAUCGCCCCAACAGCCUGUGCAGUCUCCUGCCCAAGUCCAUCAUCCUUCCCAGCAAUCGACUGGCACACAAACACCACAGCCACAAGAAGCCGCUUCGCAGAACUACUCAGAGCCAGCAUUCACCGUCAACCAUGGCGGUUUCGGUCUGCUGCAACGCGCCAACAAGAACAAGGUGCGCGGCAGAUUUACUGAAGAGAGACGCAAGGAAGUUCAGACUGUGCGCAAGAAGGGCGCCUGCCUCCGCUGUCGCAUGUUGAAGAAGCCCUGCUCUGAAGGCACUCCCUGCGGCACCUGCCGGAACAUCGAGAGUGCCAGACUGUGGAAGAACGCAUGCAUCCGCUCUCGUAUUGCCGAAGAGUUCACUCUCUACUCGUCCUCCUUCUUUCAUGCAAAGGACCACCACACCGUCCUCGGUGCCCUCGAAGGCGUCGAGCCCAUGCAGCUGCCUGGAAGAAUCGAGGUCACCCUCUUUGCCGACACACACAUCUAUGCCACCUUUCCCGCUCUGAUGACACCUCCCACCGCCCCGUCUCUCAUCUUUAUGCUUAACUACCGUCGAGACCCAGACACGCUGGCUGCCACCUUGGAACGCUACCUGCACAUGGUCAUCAUGCAGUGCAUCUCGCGCGAACCCUCGACCUUCAUGCGCUCCACUCUCGAAGUUGCUACUGAGCUGAGUGUUGAUCACAAUGAUGUUCUACUUGGCAAGCUGAUCAACCUUUGGGCUGCUACAAACAUUCUGAUCUCGAAUGAGCCCAUCUGGUCCAUCUUCUACGAGCCCAACCACCCUCCAGUCAUGGAAGCUGUCCACGGCGAGCACCCCGAGGAAGGCGCAUCUGCUUCUUCAGACAAGAACCAGUCGGACCGCAAGGCCUUCUCACAAGACUCCACAGACUACACCGUCAUCUACGCGCAGCUGCAGCAUGCCGCCGAGCGAUACUGCCAGAAGCAAGCAAAGUUCGUCAUGAAUGAGCUUGAGCGCCGUCUCCUGCAACGUCAACAGUCGUCUUCUUUUCUGACCUUCCUCGCUGCCGUCAUCCUGCUCAAUUGCGUCGAGCGCAUGACUGGUCUCUAUCGCUCCUUCGAUCCAACCGGAUUUUCUUCCAACGACGACAUUCACGCUCAGCUGACCACAGACAACAACGAGGAUUCCUCUCACCAGCCCGUGGCAUCUCCUGGUGAGACCUCCGAUCGUCCAGGAGACUGGGCGUUGGAAGAAGCACCCAACCACUUCUGGCCUCAGGGUGAAUCCUUCAGCAACCUCGUGCAUCUGCUUCUCCGCAUGCGCGGUCUUCCUCCUGCCACAUUAGUCCGCCACACUGGUAGUCUGGUCGUCAUCCCAAGCUCGCACAACAAGGCUUACAGCUCUGAGACCCAAGGCCCCGCUGCCGAGUCGCAGUUGCAGCUCGCGGCCGCCUGGAUCGAACGUACCAACGUCUCAGCCUAUGAUCUUCUCAGAGCCAAGGACAGACCCAUAUCUGAACUCGGACCCGACCCAAGAACCUGGGAUCUGAGAUUCAUCGCACCUCUGCUGCUGCCGCAGAGUGCCUGAUGUGCUCUGUUCUCCUUUGACUUUCUUCUCUUCUCUGUGGAUAAGAUUGUUGCCUUUACUCAAACGAUUCUUUAAUUUUGCUUGUUUCUUUCUUUCUGCAUGAUAGCGCGGCGUUGGCGGUUCUCUUUGCAUGAUCCUCCUAAAUCAGGUGAUCCUAUAGCUUUUGUUUUUCUGUCAUUUUCUCAAAUCCUUGUACUCGCCUUAGAAAGCUAGGAUGACUGCUUAGUCUUAGCUUUACAAAUACAAGUUUAUAACCAAUGAUCG
Aureobasidium pullulans EXF-150 is the source of this 2649-nucleotide messenger RNA. RefSeq lists its product as uncharacterized. The coding region runs from base 52 to 2385 and encodes 777 amino acids. Gene Ontology annotation, molecular function: DNA-binding transcription factor activity, RNA polymerase II-specific; zinc ion binding. Gene Ontology annotation, biological process: regulation of DNA-templated transcription. The record is from RefSeq and is a predicted model, not a curated record. Lineage: Eukaryota; Fungi; Ascomycota; Dothideomycetes; Dothideales; Saccotheciaceae. The transcript is spliced from 2 exons.